Molecule: messenger RNA, 1317 nt
Organism: Asparagus officinalis (garden asparagus)
Lineage: Eukaryota; Viridiplantae; Streptophyta; Magnoliopsida; Asparagales; Asparagaceae
Product: bidirectional sugar transporter SWEET3b-like
Exons: 5
Coding region: 279-1019 (246 amino acids)
Biological process (GO): carbohydrate transport
Cellular component (GO): membrane
Molecular function (GO): sugar transmembrane transporter activity
Source: RefSeq, a predicted model, not a curated record
UACGUAAUGUCCUAAAGCAAGCAAGAGACUCCACUGAUCAUAAACAAGCGGCUAAUGCUUGCAUCAACAGCGAACAACACUUAAGAAUAAUGUAAUGAUAAAGGUAUCCUUUCAGAAUUCCCUAUAAAUAGGCCUGUAUGCUAUAACACACUCAGUCAACAUUGGGUGUCUACCUCUGAAACUCGAACAAUGGGGGAGAGAAUGCGAUUUCCAGUCGGAAUAUUGGGUAGUCUUCUAUUUAAUUUCCUUGAUUCCUGAAUCCCCACCACCUACAUGUGAUGCGAAGAAAACAGAUACUGAAUGUUGUAAUAAUUUACCUUUGUAUUUUUUUUGCAGGGAACGCAGCCUCCUUGUUCCUAUACACAGCACCCAUAUUAACUUUCAAAAGAGUUAUUAGAAAGGAAAGUACGGAGGAGUUCUCAUGCAUCCCAUACAUCAUUGCUCUGCUGAAUUGCCUUCUAUAUACUUGGUUUGGUAUGCCAGUGGUAAGCAAAGGUUGGGAGAACUUCACGGUGGCUACCAUCAAUGGCUUAGGGAUCCUUCUCGAGACCUCAUUCAUUAUAAUUUACGUAUGGUUUUCAUCACCAAAACGUAAGAAAUUAGUUAUUCUGAUGGUGACAGUGGUAAUCAUCCUAUUCGGCGCGACUGCAUCGGUUUCAUGUUUUGUGUUGCAUGAUCACCCUCACCGAAAAUUGUUUGUUGGAGUGGUUUCUCUAGUAGCUUCCAUAGCCAUGUAUGGUUCCCCAUUAGUAGCUAUGAGGCUAGUGAUCAAGACAAAAAGUGUGGAGUUCAUGCCCUUCUAUUUAUCAUUCUUCUCCUUCUUCGCUAGUUCUCUCUGGAUGCUAUAUGGCCUUUUAGGCCAUGAGUUCUUCAUUGCGGCACCUAAUUUCUUGGGUACUCCCAUGGGAAUCCUUCAGCUGGUACUCUAUUGCAUGUAUAAGAACAAGAAACAAGCUUAUGAAGAACCUAACAAUGUGGAUGUAGAGAACAAUGGAGAAAAGCCGACUUCCCAAAGAUAAUUCAAUACUGGAAGAAAAGAAAUUGCAUUAACAAUGUGGAAUAAGAGUUUCCAAUCAAUCUCUAGAUUCUCUACCUUUUAUUGUCAUCUAUAUAGUAGCUAAUCUAUGCAGAUGUAACAUUUCCUGCAUCACCCCGUCAUUUGAUGAAGUGUGUGAGAAAUAAGAGAAUAUCAUCUGAUGGAUUUAAUCUCUGCAGUAACUCUUUUUUUCUCUUUUUUCCACAUGACUCUCUUGCCAUAGCAUUGAUUAUUUUGCUUUUUUAUGUGUGUGUCCAUAUGCACAUCAAACUUAUAGUGCC